AUGGUUAAGUUUUGUGAAACCUGCAAAGAUAAAAAGGCAUUUAUAGUCAGACCAAAGACAGGAAAGUUAAUUUGCUAAGAGUGUUUCUUCACAGCAUUUGAAGAAGAAAUUCAUUAUACAAUUAUUUCCAACAAUCUAUUCAAGAGAGGAGAAAGAAUAGCUGUUGGUGCUAGUGGUGGUAAAGAUAGCACAGUGCUUAUCCAUGUUAUGAACCAUUUAAAUAAAAAGUAUGACUAUGGAUUGGAACUUAUUCUUUUAAGUAUUGAUGAAGGUAUAACAGGAUACAGAGAUGAUUCUUUAGAAACUGUUAAGGAUAACUAAGUCACUUACGGUUUGCAAUUAAAAAUUUUAAGCUAUAAAGAUUUGUAUGGUUGGACUAUGGAUGAAAUAGUUAAAUAAAUAGGUCUUAAUAACAAUUGCACUUUUUGUGGUGUUUUCAGAAGAUAAGCUUUAGACAGAGGUGCCUAAUUAUUGAAUUGUGAUAAGAUUUUAACUGGCCAUAAUGCAGAUGAUAUUGCAGAAACUAUUUUAAUGAACAUUGCAAGAGGUGACUUCUUUAGAUUGGGAAGAUGUGUUUAAAUUACAACUGGAGGAGAUGGAGUUGACGAUGAUGAUCAUAUUCCUAGACUAAAACCAUUUAAAUAUACUUAUGAAAAGGAAAUUGUUUUAUAUGCCUAUCAUAAAAAGCUAGUCUACUUUUCAACUGAAUGUAUUUACUCCCCAAAUGCAUAUAGAGGUCAUGUAAGAGAAUUGAUUAAAGAUAUUGAAAAAGUUAGACCUAGUUCUAUUGUAGAUAUUAUUCACUCUGCUGAAUAGAUCGCUAUAAAUAUUAAUGUUAAGCUUCCAAAGAAGAUGAAAUGUACUUAAUGCGGUUUUGUUUCUUCCAAUUCAAUCUGCAAAGCUUGUGGACUUUUAGAUAAACUUAAUAAAGGUAAACCAAAAGUUGCUCUUAAGGCUGAAUGA
Messenger RNA from Tetrahymena thermophila SB210, 963 nucleotides. Its product is annotated as cytoplasmic tRNA 2-thiolation protein. Lineage: Eukaryota; Ciliophora; Oligohymenophorea; Hymenostomatida; Tetrahymenidae. The record is from RefSeq and is a predicted model, not a curated record. The transcript has 4 exons. Gene Ontology annotation, cellular component: cytosolic tRNA wobble base thiouridylase complex; mitochondrion. Gene Ontology annotation, biological process: tRNA wobble position uridine thiolation. Gene Ontology annotation, molecular function: tRNA binding.